Parathielavia appendiculata is the source of this 1191-nucleotide messenger RNA. RefSeq lists its product as uncharacterized. The record is from RefSeq and is a predicted model, not a curated record. NCBI's taxonomy places the organism in Eukaryota, Fungi, Ascomycota, Sordariomycetes, Sordariales, Chaetomiaceae. Bases 1 to 1191 code for a protein of 396 amino acids. The transcript is spliced from 2 exons.
AUGUACUCCAAGAUUGCCGUUGUUGCCGCUCUCCUGGCCUUUGCCGAGGCCCGCUUCGGUCAGGAGGGCGCCGUCCAAUCCAUCAUCUCUGCCCUCGGUAACUUUGGCAACGCUGGCCAGGCCGCCACCCUAGCUGGUGCCAGCCCUGGUGUCUUGCUCGCUGGCGCCAAUGCUUGCGCCAAGCUCGAGCUCGCCGAUCAAAUCGUCUCGACGCUCGGCAACGACCCCCAGGUCAUUGCUGCCGCUGCCGCUCUGGUCGCGGCCGAGCAGAACUUCAACCCUUUCGCCGUCUCCAUCCCCAAGCUGUGCUCGGAUGCCAACCUCCCUGCAACUGCCGAGCUCCGCGGCAUUGUUCCCCUUGUCGACCCUGCCGUUGGUGGCGCGGACGUUGAGAACGCCAACUCGGCUGCCUCUGUCGCCAAUCCCUUCAACGCGGACGGCCUGAGUGUUGCCGAGGUCGCUGCCGCCAACGGCUUCACCAACUUCACCACUCAAGGUUCUGACGGCUCAACCGGUGCUGCCCCUGCCGGUGGGAACGCUGCUGGCGGGAACGCCGGAAACAACGGCGGCAACAAUAACAACAACGCUGGUAACGGAAACGCUGGAGGCAACAACGCUGGUAACACGGCUACGGUCAGCUGCGGCGCCAUCCGGACCCUGACCACCACCGUCGUCGCCGCCCCGACCGCAACCGAGGCGGCCGACAACGGCAAUAACAACAAUAACAACAACAACAACAACAACAAUGCCGGCGGCAACGACAACAACAACAACAACAACAACAACAACGCCGGCAACAACAACAACAACAACAACAACAACAACAACAACAACAACAACAACAACAACAACUCCUCGCAACAAUCCUCCAUCGCGGGCCUCGACUUUGGCAGCUGCGUGCCAACCAUGAAGUUCGUCGGCGGCCUCGGCGGGCGCCCGGCCACCGAGUUCACCUUCCAGGCCAUCGACCCGCAGAUCGCCGCCAACCAACAGGAGGCGCUCAACCCAAACAUCAUCACCAACCGCAUCUGCGACGAGCUGACCAACAUCUGCGACGCCAACCAGGCCGCCAAGGACGCCUGCGAGGACGCCCAGGCACAGAUCCAGGCGCUGGGCACCCGGAAUGCCCAGACCGCUGAGACGUGGAAUGAGUUGUUGGGUUUCGCGGGCGUUGAUGUUUCGCAGAAGUAA